Molecule: messenger RNA, 2729 nt
Organism: Cornus florida
Lineage: Eukaryota; Viridiplantae; Streptophyta; Magnoliopsida; Cornales; Cornaceae
Product: phosphate transporter PHO1 homolog 3-like
Exons: 13
Coding region: 133-2517 (794 amino acids)
Biological process (GO): phosphate ion transport; cellular response to phosphate starvation
Cellular component (GO): plasma membrane; Golgi apparatus; cytoplasm
Molecular function (GO): inositol hexakisphosphate binding
Source: RefSeq, a predicted model, not a curated record
AUGUACAUUGCUUCCAUUAAUUUCUCACCCCCAUAACUCUUCUUUCCUGCUCAGUUAAUUAAUCAUUUCCAUAGACACUUCACCAAUCCUUUACUUGAUCUAUAUAUAGAUAUAGAUAUAUAAAAGCAAAAAAUGAAGUUUGGCAAAGAAUUUGUGUCACAAAUGGUGCCAGAAUGGCAACAAGCAUACAUGGAUUAUGACUACCUAAAAACCCAUUUGAAAGAAAUCCAAGAUUUCAAGCGAAGAAACAGAGCACCAUCAACACCCAAAGGCCUAAAGAGAAAGCUAACACUUUACAGAGCUUUCAGUGGCCUAACAAGAAGAUCCAACAACAGUCCCAAAAGCCCAACAGCACAACCAGACAUUGAAAACCAAGCCAUUCUGGUCAAUUCGGUCAGGGAAGGAGGUUCGGUGGCCGGGAGACACGAGACGGUGUUCCUCAGGGCGGCGGAGGAAGGCGGCGAGUACGAGAUGGUGUACUUCAGAAGGCUGGAUGAUGAGCUCAAUAAGGUGUUGAAGUUUUAUAAGUCUAAGGCGGAGGAGGUGGUGAAGGAGGCUGAGGUGUUGAACAAGCAAAUGGAUGGUCUGAUUGCUUUCCGGAUCAAGGUGGAAAAACCUCAGAGAUGGUUCGACAGCUCGGCGGAGAUGGCUCGUCUUGCUUCGGAUGUUGCUGCUUCUACAGCUGCAUUAUCGGCCUCCACACCACAUUCAGUUAGAGGAACCAGAAGGACUUUCAUGGAUAUAAUAGAAGAAGAAAGGUUGAGCAGACAGGGGUCGAAUGAAUCCGGUGAUGAUAAAGAAGUAAUUGAGAUGAAAAGUAGCAACCAAAAUGUUCAAGAACAGAAGCUAAACAGCAUCAAGACAACUAGACCAGCUCCAUUAGAAAUACUUGACCAUGUGAAAAUUAACAACACUAGUGAGACUCCGCGUUCCACCCUCAAAGCCUUCCUCAACGUUCCUCAUCAGACAAAACUGAAUUUCAAUAGUGAAAAUCUAAAGAAAGUUGAAGAACAACUUAAGCAGGCUUUCAUCGAAUUCUAUCACAAGCUUCGGCUUCUCAAGAGCUACAGCUUCUUGAAUAUGUUGGCAUUUUCGAAGAUCAUGAAGAAAUAUGACAAGAUAACUUCAAGAAAUGCAUCAAGACAAUACUUGAAGAUGGUGGAUAACUCCUACCUUGGUAGUUCUGAUGAGGUUACUAGACUUAUGGAAAGGGUUGAAGCUGCAUUCAUCAAACAUUUCGCCAACUCAAAUCGCACUAAAGGAAUGAGUGUCUUAAGACCAAAAGCAAAGAAAGAAAGACAUAGAGUAACAUUUUCCUUGGGUUUCUUUGCUGGCUGCACAAUUGCUCUCAUACUGGCACUUGCUCUGAUUAUACGUGCACGCAAUAUUCUUGACAAUAAAGGAAGAACCCAAUACAUGGAAACAAUGUUUCCCCUUUACAGCUUGUUUGGAUUCAUUGUAGUUCACAUGCUUAUGUAUGCUGCAAACAUAUACUUCUGGAGGCGUUACCGAGUCAAUUAUUCAUUCAUAUUUGGUUUCAAGGAAGGAACUGAGUUGGGUUAUCGAGAAGUUCUCCUCCUGAGCUCUGCUUUUGCAGUACUAGCACUUGCCAGCGUGCUUGCGAACCUUGAUAUGGAAAUGGAUCCAGAAACACUUGAUUACAAAGCAAUCACUGAACUUGUCCCUCUGGGAUUAGUGGUGCUUGUAAUCGUCGUAUUGCUUUGCCCCUUCAACAUCAUAUACCGAUCAAGUCGCUUCUUCUUACUCACAUGUGUGUUUCACUGCAUCUGUGCCCCUCUCUACAAGGUGUCGCUUCCUGAUUUUUUCUUGGCAGAUCAGCUAACUAGUCAGGUGCAAGCAAUUAGAAGUUUGGAGUUCUAUGUUUGCUACUAUGGUUGGGGAGACUACAAGCUCAGAGAAAACAGUUGCAAAACAAAUGAUGUUUUCAACACUUUCUAUUUCAUAGUUGCUGCAAUUCCAUAUUGGUCACGCCUUCUUCAGUGUCUCAGGCGCUUGAUAGAAGAGAGAGAUGUUACGCAAGGACUCAAUGGGUUGAAAUACUUCUCGACAAUUUUAGCAAUAAGUGCAAGAACAGCAUACACACUCAACAGAGGCAUGAGUUGGAAGAUAGCAGCCUGGAUUUUAUCAGUCACUGCAGCAAUCUUCGGUACAUAUUGGGACCUCGUUAAGGACUGGGGGCUUCUACAACGGAAUUCUGAUAACCGUUGGUUGAGAGACAAACUCCUUAUCCCCCAUAAAAGUGUAUAUUUCGGGGCCAUGGUCUUGAAUGUACUGUUGAAAUUUGCCUGGCUGCAAACAGUGUUAAAUUUCAGAGUUCCUUUUCUGCAUAGAGAAACCAUGAUAGCACUUGUUGCUGUCCUUGAGAUCUUUCGUCGUGGCAUGUGGAACUUCUUCAGGUUGGAAAAUGAACAUCUGAAUAAUGUUGGCAAGUAUCGCGCAUUCAAGUCAGUUCCACUACCUUUCAACUACGACGAAGAUGAGAACAAAGAAGAGUAGAGUUUUCACAACAUUGAAAAUGAAGCCACCAAAAAGAGGAAAAGAAAGUCAAGUAAAUACUAAAUAGGCAUGUCUGUGAAUGUAUUAGCCAUUCUUUGUCCAAUUUUUUGAGUAAUUCUUUGGAUUUUAGAUCCAGAUAGUGAGAAGAAGUGAAUUCACUUUGUACAUGACAUUCAAUUAAUUCAAACCUACAGAUAAAUAACCCUCACAUA